Penicillium pulvis is the source of this 1497-nucleotide messenger RNA. RefSeq lists its product as uncharacterized. The transcript is spliced from 2 exons. Bases 1 to 1497 code for a protein of 498 amino acids. The record is from RefSeq and is a predicted model, not a curated record. Lineage: Eukaryota; Fungi; Ascomycota; Eurotiomycetes; Eurotiales; Aspergillaceae.
AUGCCUCCACGACCGGGCGAGGAAAUAUUGGUGAACGUGUUAGCUGAUAUCCAUUACUAUUUCACUACACCGACCCCUAAACCUCUCUAUCAUCGAUUUGAGAAAAGUUCCUAUCUAUACAUCUACAAAGAUCCUUCGCAAAAUAAGGCAAGAAUCGAGGUUGCCAAUAAUCCGGGUACAUCAGACCAAGAUGCAUUCCAAGGCGCAUUGGAUAAUGUCCACAUAUCACACUCUACACAAUUUCCGACCUUAUGCACCGUGACGGUGGACGGAUACACCGGUGCACCUCAACAAGAAGCUUCCCAGUAUGACUGGCGGCUCCCAAGCACAGAUGGGCAAAAUGACUUGAUCCGUCUCAACACGCUAGAUGUUUAUUUCUGGACCUUGGACGACGCCAACCAAUUCCUAGACUCAGCCGCCCAUGUUCUGGCACAUGCCCAACUGGAAACAGACCGGGAAAGCGCAGUUGAGCAGUCAGAUCAGUCCCUAAGCUCUGUAGUCCAGCAGCUCGAGAACAUUGCUGUUUCAGACCCCGCCUAUCAGAAUGGCCAAACCCCCGAUUCAAGAUUCAACCCACCACCCGUAGCAGCACCCACUGCCCAGGCCGCUCCAGCAUCCCUCAAUUUCCCUCCACCACCUCCAAGCGGCCCAUCAACCGACCAGCACCAAUCCUUUGCUCAACACCCGUCGUUCUCCCAAGAACGAGACUCACCGGUCUCCCCGAUCACCCCAGAAGAAAGACAAGAGCCCGAGAAUGUGACACCCGCACCACUCCCUUAUAACCCAGCUGCACCCGCUGCACCAGAACCGAUCAAGCAUCGUGAGAAAACUCCACCUCCUCCAGAAGAUGGUACAGGCCUCGCAGCGGCGGCAGCUGCAGAUGCAGGUGUUCCAUAUACACCGCCACAUCAAAGGGCCAACAGUGUCGGGAUAAGCUCAUUCGCACCUCCACCAUCCUCAGCACUAAGCAUGCAAUAUACGCAAACGGGAUAUGCAUCUCCACCCCCAAGCGCAGGCUUAGUUCACCCAAACACAUUCCCACUCUCUGGUCCUGGGGCGGGUUCCGCACUCCAAAGCCCUGUGCUCCCUUCAUACCAGCAAUCCUUCAUGACUGGUCAACAGUUCCCUGGAGCCAGUGGCAUGUCCUUUGCACCGCCACCGCAGGAUCCUAAUGCUCACCUGUUUGGCCAGCAGGGCCACACUACGCCGCAACAAUCGCCGCCGCAACAGGCAGUGCACCAGCCUCCAGUUGGGCUCUCAAAUUACUCGUACGAUCAAGCACAGCCGCAGCCUGUGCAGCGGAGUGGAUCAGAGUAUGAUAUUCAUAGUCAGGUUUACAGGCCUACGCAUGAAGAGGUGCGUUCGCAUGCGCAGAAGCAUGUUCACAAGGCGAUGAAGGCGCCUGGAGAGCGGCCGCAUAAAAUAGAGGACAAGGCGCAUAAGAUGGAGGGUGGGGUGAAUCGGUUUUUGAAGAGGCUCGAGAAGAAGCUAGGCUAG